GAAUAAUAACUAACCCUGCCGGUAGUAAUACUCAGUCAUUCUUUCAACCACAAACCAAACCUCACCAACCUUCAAAAUGAAGUACACUCUCGCUACCAUUGCUGCCCUCGCCUCCGUGGCCCUGGCCAAGCCUGCUUUCCUCAACACCGAGUUUGAUCUCACUGAGGGCAAGCCUUACACCAUCCGCUACUCUGGCUGUGACGAUGGCUGCACCAUUGUCCUCCAGAACGGCCCCUCCGAUGAUCUCUCUGACUACAAGACCCUGACCACCUCCGCCACUGGUGACUCUUUCACUUUCACCCCCUCUGAGCUUCCCUCCGACACCUACAACUUCAAGAUCACCGACAAGGCUGGUGAGAUCAACUACAGCGCUCAGUUCCCCUACAAGGGAUCAUACGCCGCUCCCUCUGUCACCAAGUCUGCCACCGCUACCGCUGAGACCACUGCCGCCGUUUCCACCAAGGAGGCCACCACCCUCGCCAGCGUCACCAAGUCUGCUGAGGAGACCACCACUGUUGCUAAGCCCAUCAUUCCUACUCAUGCUCCUUCCAAGAACGCCACCACUCCCACUGCUGCUCACCCCACUCCUUCCAAGACUGGCAGUGCCGGCGGCGAGACCAGUGUCCCCAGUGUCCCUGAGAGCGGUGCUGCUCGCAUGACAUCCUCGCUGGCUCUUAUUGCCGGUGCUGUUAUGGCCAUGGUUUACCUCAACUAAGUUAUGGACAUAAUGUUUUAUGCGCAUACAUGGUAUGAAGAAAGAGCGGUUUGAUGAGACUCCAGUUUCGGGUGUAUAAUUCUACUUUAAUGAUGGCCUUUGUUUUAUUCUUUUCCGGUUACCCCAUGAGGCGUCGCGGCCGGCUAUAUCCACCGAUGAACCCUGCUUUGGCUUGUCUGGGAGGAAGAGAGCCUGGUAUUUAGAAAUCAAUUAGACUCAAUGCUAGUCUGUCUUUAAACAAUUGUUUGAUCUUGUGA
Molecule: messenger RNA, 972 nt
Organism: Fusarium oxysporum Fo47
Lineage: Eukaryota; Fungi; Ascomycota; Sordariomycetes; Hypocreales; Nectriaceae
Exons: 2
Coding region: 77-715 (212 amino acids)
Source: RefSeq, a predicted model, not a curated record